AUGACUUCUUGUAAAGUAAUCAAUGAUAGAACAUAUAUGGUUUGUAUUGAUAUUGUAACUUGUUCAUUUGGUAUGACUAAAAUCAUAACACUUGCAUCAUCAACAGCGAUUAUUAAUAAUUCAUCAUUUGAUAUUGAAGUUGCUGAAAAUGUAAUUAAAGCUAAUCAAAUAAUUCCAUAUUGGCCACGUUAUAUAAAAGAAGGUGUUAUGUGUGUUCGUUAUUUAGGAGGAAUUUUAUCUGCAAGUUGUUUUUCAAUAAAAGAUAAACAUCGAACAUUAUUACGUAUGAAUGAUAUUGAACAUCCUACACUUCAUGUUGAAGUAACAGCAACAGAUUAUGAUGGAUUUAAAAUUAAUUUUUCUGAUUAUAAAAUUGGUGAUGCUCCGCUAUUAAUUGUUAAUUCUUUAUUAAAUCAAUCAAUAUCAUUUUGUCAAAAAGAAGAUUUUCAUACACAAAUAUUACCUCCACAAUAUUAUGUUUAUUAUACAUGGAAUGAUUCAUUAAAACCACAAGAAUUAAUUCUUGCAACUAAUGGAGAUAAUUUAACUAUAAAACUUAAUCCUGUUUGUGGUAUUAUUGAUAAAGAAAAUGAAAAUCCAACAUAUUAUGCAAUAUUUCAUGAUGGUCCUCAAACAGUAUUAAUAUUUUCUUCUGAAACACAAAUUAUUGAUGCAGUAUCAGAUACAUCAUCAAUAAAUGAAUCAAUGAAUUCAUAUAUUCAAAUAGGUUUACGUUGUCUUGUUAUAUCAAUAAUAAAUGAUAUAAAUCAUGAAGAUUUACUUUAUAUAAGUUUAAAUCCAACAAAAGAUAUAUCAAAAUAUCAAAUUGAUAAAAAUCGCUAUGUUAAAUUUGAUGGAGAUGUAGCUGAGAUAAGUGAUGAAGAAGGUAAUAGUAUUCAUGUAAAACGAGAUACACUUGAUGGAUUUUGGGUUGGAUAUGGUUUUUCAACAAAUCAUCAAGCUAUUAAUUUAAAAAUUAAUAAUUUACAAAUUGAUAAUCAACUUCAAAUAACAUUAUUUCCAACAAUUCUUUAUCCAAUUAUUUCAAAAGCAACAGCAACUGAUAUACCUGAAAAACCAUUUAUUGAAUUAAGUCUUUUUAAAAGUCAAUCAGUUAGAUCAAAUACAAUACAUAUCAAAUAUUUUAAAUUAUUAAUACAAGAAUUUUUUAUGUCUAUUGAUCAAGGUUUAAUUAUAGCUAUUCUUGCUUUUAUUAAACAACAAAAGGAUCCAGCAGCACCUACGGUUGAUAUGAAUCCGGAUCUUAAACGUAUUGAUAAACCAUUAGAAACAUUAUUUAAAGGUGAAACGGAUAAUACAUCUGAAGAAUCAACAAUUUAUUUUGACAAUCUACAUUUAUCCCCGCUUAAGAUUCAUGUGAGUUUUUCAAUGCAUGGUGCAAAAGCAAGUGAACAAUUAUUAGCUGAAUAUCCAAUUGUUGAUUUUUUAUUACAAAUUUUAAAUGUAGCAGAAGUUCAAGAUGUUAUAUUAAAAUUAAAUUUUUAUGAACGAAAAAAUGAUCGAUAUACAAUAACAAAAUUAACAAACGAAAUUAGUAAUCAUUAUGAAGAUCAAUUUUUAAAACAACUUCAUGUUGUUGUUCUUGGUCUUGAUGUA
Molecule: messenger RNA, 1617 nt
Organism: Rotaria sordida
Lineage: Eukaryota; Metazoa; Rotifera; Eurotatoria; Philodinida; Philodinidae
Source: the annotation of a GenBank genome assembly